Molecule: messenger RNA, 2565 nt
Organism: Aplosporella prunicola CBS 121167
Lineage: Eukaryota; Fungi; Ascomycota; Dothideomycetes; Botryosphaeriales; Aplosporellaceae
Exons: 1
Biological process (GO): monoatomic cation transport
Cellular component (GO): membrane
Molecular function (GO): ATPase-coupled monoatomic cation transmembrane transporter activity; ATP hydrolysis activity; ATP binding
Source: RefSeq, a predicted model, not a curated record
GAUGCCCCGUGCCCAAAAGCUUGCCCUUCCUCGGACAAUGUCUUAGACACUGCAUACGCAACGCCAGGCGGGGACGUUGAGAAGGGCCCGGCUUUCUGGGAGCAUGUCAAGCUCAGUGUGUCCGGUAUGACAUGUAGUGGAUGCGAGGCGAAGCUGCGCAAGGCCUUGGAAAAAAUACCAUCAAUUGAGAAUAUCCGAACCGACCUGGUGCUGUCAACAGCACAGUUUUCUGUCGACACAAGGACUAUCUCGGCCAACGACGCCUUGCUGCAACUGCAGCGUAUGACUGCCUACAGCUUCGAGCGGAUCAUUCAUAGCGAAGGUUUAUUCUUGGACAUACUCGUGGACAGCCCUGAGGUGCUUUGCGGCCUCGCCUUGCCGUUUGGAGCACUUAGAAUCGAUCAUCUUGGGAAGAGAAGCAAGGAAGGCAAAACUGUUGUACGAAUCUAUUACGACCCGGCGCGGGUUUAUCCGCGCGACCUCCUGGAGAAGGGGUUUGGCAUACAAGAUAUCCAGCUGGCCCCGAUACCUCCAAACCCCUCAAUAAUAGCCGGUAGGAAACAAGUGCGGAAAGAGUUUACGUAUUUCGUCAUAUCUGCUCUCCUCACUGUUCCGGUUCUAAUUUUCGCAUGGGCGCCUAUCCCUGGGUCACGGCUGGUAUACAACGCUAUCUCACUAGGGCUAGCUACUGUUGUUCAGGCCGGCCUUGCUUGGGAAUUUUAUCCAAGUGCGUUUCGAAGCCUGAUACAUUCCAAGACGGCAGACAUGGACCUGCUCAUUGUCUUGAGUACGAGCACGGCCUGCAUCUUUUCCAUUGUAGUCUUUUCUUAUUAUGCGGCCGGACAUCCGUUAUCUGUUGGAUCCUUUUUCGAGACGAGCACCCUGCUCGUGACGUUGAUCAGGCUUGGUCGGUUUGUCAGCGAAAUAGCCCGACAAAAGGCAACAGAAUCCGUUUCCAUCAAAUCGCUGCAGGCACCUACUGCUUUUCUCCUUUCCAAACAUCGGACUGUUACUAGGGAAAUUGACGCACGGCUGCUUCAACAUGGUGAUGACUUUCGUGUUCUUCCACAUUCACGGAUACCCACAGAUGGUGUCGUCAUCUAUGGUGGCUCGCAGGUGGAUGAAUCUACUAUGACUGGAGAAUCGAAACCCGUCGCAAAAGGAAUAGGCUCCUCAAUCACAGCUGGGACUUUGAACCUAGACGGUACCUUGGACGCCGCCUUGAGCCGCAUGCCUUUUGAGAACAGUAUUAGCGAAAUCGGUGCCAUGGUCGAAAAUGCCGAGCUUUCGAAGCCAAAGUCACAAGCUAUGGCUGAUCGCAUUGCAGGGUAUUUUGUCCCUGCAAUUAUAGCUAUCGCCUGUAUUGUCUUCACUGUCUGGUUACUUAUCGGCACUUGGCUUCUUGGGCUCUCAGCAUCAAACUCGGCUAUUGAGGCUGCAAAAUAUGCCAUCGCAACCCUAAUCAUCUCCUGCCCAUGCGCAAUUGGCCUUGCCGUUCCUAUGGUCAUAGUCAUAGCGAGUGGACAUGCCGCGAAGCACAGCGUAGUCUUCAGCUCGCCUCCGGCCAUUGAGGCUUCACGGAAGGUUUCACACGUCAUCUUCGACAAGACAGGGACGUUGACUCAAGGGAAGAUGACUGUUAUCUUCGAGCUAUGCGAUCCUACCACAAGUUCACAUGUCCUGGGCCUGGUUUCGGCAAACAAACAUCCAAUCUCGAUCGCAUUAUCAAAGCACCUUGAGCACCAAAGUUCCUUGCAGAGUACAAAAUUUAAGACGCUUAACGCCACUGCUGGUGGUGGCAUUGAAGGUAGGCUUGACGGUCUUGUGGUGAGGGGAGGAAGCUAUCGAUGGCUCGGAGUUGAAGAGUCCGAGGUACACGGCUUUGUUGUAUCGAGGCUCAAAGACGCAGGUCGCAGUAUGACUGGCCGAGAUAAUUCCCAUCUCUUCCAUUCAACAUUCGCCGUCACCGUUAAUGAGAAACUGGCAGCCUUAUUCGCACUGGAAGAUGUUCUACGCCCGGAAGCUGCGCAGGUCAUUUCAAAGCUCCGCUCUCAAAAAAUUACCGUCUCGUUGGUCAGUGGAGAUGAGGAGAGAGCAGUCCAGCGGAUCGCGCAAUUCUUAAAUAUUGCCCCGGCAAACACACGCUCUCGCUGCUCGCCGCAGGACAAGCAAGAGUACGUCCGCGAUGCCCAACGAUGCAAUGGCGGCCAAACCGUCAUGUUCUGCGGUGACGGGACCAACGACGCCGUUGCGCUGAUGCAAGCCAACGUCGGGGUGCACAUGGGCGGCGGAACGGACGUCGCCAAGAGCUGCGCGGACGUGGCGCUCGUCCGCCCCGACCUGCGGGGCAUCCUCAUAGCCAUGGACCUGUCGCGGCGCGCGGUGCGGAGGAUCUGGUUCAAUUUCGUCUGGGCGGCGGGCUACAACACACUUGCAGUGCUCCUGGCCGCCGGGGCGUUCGUCAAGGUCCACGGCGCGGUCAUUCCGCCGCAGUUUGCCGGGCUGGGGGAGAUUGCGAGCGUGGUGCCCGUCAUCCUAGUGGCCUUUUCUCUCAAGUUUUCCAAG